UAGCCAAUUACCAGGAGAUGCGAGCUUUGCUGACUUCUUCCGUUGCUGCCUCCUCUUUUGAAAAUGGUCAAGCUGGACAUCCACACCUUGGCCCACCACCUGAAGCAGGAGCGGCUCUACGUGAACUCGGAGAAGCAGCUGAUCCAGAGGCUGAACGCCGAGGUGCUGAAGACGGCCGAGAAGCUGUACCACACAGCGUGGAUCUCCAAGCAGCAGAGAAUCAACUUGGACCGAUUAAUCAUAACCAGCGCGGAUGCCUCGCCCGCGGAGUGUUGCCAGCACGCCAAAGUGCUGGAGGACACGCAGUUUGUGGACGGCUACAAGCAGCUGGGCUUCCAAGAGACGGCCUACGGCGAGUUCCUCCACCGGCUGCGCGAGAACCCUCGCCUGAUCGCCUCCUGCCUGGUGGCCGGCGAGAAGCUAAGCCAGGAGAGCAUCCAGAGCGUCAUCCACACUGUCUUCACCUCCCUCUACGGCAACUGCAUCAUGGCCGAGGACGAGAGCUUCCUCCUCCAGGUCCUGCGCUACCUGAUCGAGUUCGAGCUGAAGGAGAGCGAGAACCCCCGGCGGCUGCUGAGGCGGGGCACCUGCGCCUUCAGCAUCCUCUUCAAGCUCUUCUCCGAGGGCCUCUUCUCCGCCAAGCUCUUCCUGACAGCCACCUUGCACGAGCCCAUCAUGCAGCUGCUGGUGGAGGACGAAGACCACCUGGAGACCGAGGCCCACAAGCUCAUCGAGCGCUUCUCGCCCGCCCAGCAGGAGAAGCUCUUCGGGGAGAAGGGGUCGGAGCGGUUCCGCCAGAGGGUCCAGGAGAUGGUGGAGACCAACGAGGCCAAGCUGGUGGCCCUGGUCAACAAAUUCAUUGGUUACCUCAAGCAGAACACCUACUGCUUCCCGUACAGCUUGAGGUGGAUCAUGUCCCAGAUGUAUAAGACGCUCUCCUGCGUGGAGCGGCUGGAGGUGGGUGAGGUCAGGGCCAUGUGCACGGACCUCCUCUUGGCCUGCUUCAUCUGCCCAGCGGUGGUCAACCCCGAACAGUAUGGGAUUAUUUCAGAUGCGCCCAUCAACGAAGUGGCAAGGUUUAACCUGAUGCAGGUUGGGAGGCUUCUGCAGCAACUAGCUAUGAUUGGUUCCGAAGACGGAGAUCCCCGCACCAAGGCCAACCUGGGGAAGUUUGACAAGGGCUGUGUGGCUUCGUUCCUGGAUGUGGUCAUUGGCGGUCGGGCGGUAGAAACCCCGCCGAUGUCUUCCGUUAAUCUCCUGGAAGGGCUGAGUCGAACGGUGGUUUAUAUGACCUACAGCCAACUUACUACCCUGGUUAGCUUUAUGCGAAACGUCAUGUCCGGCGAUCAGCUCAAGGAAGACCGCAUGGCUCUCGAAAACCUGCUCUUAAAUCUACCCCAGAACAAGCCGGGGAAAAGUGGGAGCCAGGAGUUGACGCCUUACAACACCCCGCAGCUCUCGCCUGCAACGACGCCAGCCAGCAAAAAAAAUCGAUUGGCCAUCGGACAACAAUUGGCUACCAUCGCUGCCUGGGAUACUUCUUCUACCAACCUCACAGCUCAUAUAAAUCUCGUAACCCCUUUUGCCACGCGCAGUAGGAGCCGUUCCAAUAUUCAGAUGGACCAACAUCCAGAUUAUGAGGGAUUCUCCCAAGAGACCAUACAGGAAGUCCAACCGGAAGAAGUUUUGGUCAUUUCUCUUGGGACUGGUCCACAAAUCACGCCUGGAAUGAUGUCAGAAAAUGAGGUUUUAAACAUGCAGCUGGCUGAUGGGAGUCAAGGCGAAGUUCCUGUUGACGAUUCCAAACUCCACGGUAAACCUGAUAAAACCCUGAGGUUUUCCCUCUGCAGUGAUAAUCUGGAAGGCAUAUCCGAAGGCCCUUCUAAUCGCUCCAAUUCGGUGUCCUCGCUGGAUUUAGAAGGGGAAUCCGUUUCAGAAUCGGGGGCUGGCCCAUCAGAAAGUAACGGAGUGGAGGCCUUGCAGCUUCUGGAGCGUGAACAAGCUACUACCCAGGACAAUCUGGACGAUAAGCUCCGCAAAUUUGAGAUCCGCGACAUGAUGGGCUUGACCGAAGACCGGGACAUCUCGGAAACCGUGAGCGAGACCUGGAGCACGGACGUGCUGGGGAGUGACUUCGACCCCAAUAUCGAUGAAGACCGUUUGCAGGAGAUCACAGGGGCCGCCGCCGAAAACGUCUUGGGCAACCUGCUGUGUCUGCCCGGUUCCAGCUCGGUGCUGUUUGACCCCUGCACAGGCUCCACCAUCUCAGAAACCACCAGCGAAGCGUGGAGCGUGGAGGUCCUGCCAAGUGACUCAGAGGCUCCAGACCUGAAGCAGGAAGAAAGGCUGCAAGAAUUGGAGAGCUGCUCGGGGGUAGGAAGCGCCUCCGACGAUACCGAUGUGAGGGAAGUCAGUUCCCGGCCCAGCACACCUGGCCUCAGUGUGGUCUCAGGGAUUAGCGCGACGUCCGAAGACAUCCCGAACAAGAUAGAGGAUCUCCGGUCGGAGUGCAGCUCCGACUUCGGUGGGAAAGAUUCGGUCACCAGCCCCGACAUGGACGAAACGGUGCACGGCGCCAGCCACUUGACCUCUCCUCCCUGCCCAGCAGACUCCCUUCUCGCCAUGUUCGACCCCUUGGUGUCUCAUGAAGUGGUCAGGCCCAAAGUCCACUACGCCCGGCCGUCUCACCCGCCACCGGACCCCCCCAUCUUGGAAGGCAGCCUGGGCGGCAGCGACGCCCGCCUGCCCAACUUCACCUCCCACAUGGCCCUGCUCUUCGACGCGGAGACCUUCAAGCAGCGCUACUCCUACCCGGAAAGGCUGGUGCGCAGCAGGAGCUCCGACAUCGUCUCGUCCGCACGGAGGCCCAUGAGCGAUCCCGGCUGGAACAGGCGAGCGGGAAACGAGGAGCGGGAACUUCCAGGGCCCGGGGGCAACAUCGGAGGGGGAGCGGCGAUCGCCGGGCUGCAGUCUUCGUCGUCGUCUCCGAGCAAAGAUUCCUGCAGGGGAGAGAUUGAAGACCGGAAAGACAGCGAUGAUGAGAAAUCUGACAGAAACAAACCCUGGUGGAGGAAGCGUUUCGUUUCAGCCAUGCCCAAAGCUCCAAUUCCAUUUAGAAAAAAAGAAAAGCAAGACAAGGAGAAGGAUGACUUCAUGCCUGACCGGUUUCCCUCUCUUCAAGGUUUGUAGGGGUCGCAGCGGUUCUUGUAGCCCCGUUCUUGCUAACCUCCUGUCACUUCACAAGUAGCCCUCUAAUGACAAGCCUGCCCAUUACGGCGUUCAGUUGUAACGGUCAUAAAAGACCUCAGUCAUGUCAUGUUAUUCUGCUGUAUAGUGCAGUGU
Messenger RNA from Notechis scutatus (mainland tiger snake), 3342 nucleotides. The record is from RefSeq and is a predicted model, not a curated record. NCBI's taxonomy places the organism in Eukaryota, Metazoa, Chordata, Lepidosauria, Squamata, Elapidae.